Messenger RNA from Cottoperca gobio, 1944 nucleotides. RefSeq names its product methyltransferase-like protein 24. The record is from RefSeq and is a predicted model, not a curated record. The transcript is spliced from 5 exons. Bases 64 to 1203 code for a protein of 379 amino acids. NCBI's taxonomy places the organism in Eukaryota, Metazoa, Chordata, Actinopteri, Perciformes, Bovichtidae.
UGCUUCCCCUCCAGAAAAAGUUGAAUCACAAGAGAUGUUCUCCGGUGUCGCCACGGAGGAGGUAUGCGGACCUGUGCGCGGUGGUGGGGCGGCGGUGGUCUCCCCCUCCGCUCGAGAGUACUACUUAUUUUAAUCCCACCGUUUCUCCUCGCUUUCCAACUCCUCGUCAUCGGGCCACGGUUACCGCAAGCCCCUGGGGAGGGGGUGGUGGAGCAGCAGGAGGUCGCUUUUUCCGUUAUCAGCAUCGAACCGGGGAAGAACUCUCGCCAACGGGGAUCCCCUUCCCGGCGUCCGAGUCUGGAGGAGGAAGAGGAGGAGGUAGAGGUGGAAGAUGGGCAGAGAAGGGAGGGGGCACGAGCGUAUGAGGAUGAGAACGAGAUGCACUCCAGCCAGAUGGGACCCAGAACACUGGAGGUGCAGCCGUGGGCGGCGGACAAGCCGUCCUUCACAGCAGAGAUCAAUCGUAUCAUCACACAUAUCACCAAGCCACAGCUGAACUGUCCCAUAGUGUUGUCUCCAGGUCAGGCUCAGGCAUCGCAGCCCCCUGCAGAUUCACCCCGCUGGCUGCUGUGUGCUGAGGACUGGCUCCUUCCAGCUGCAGAUAGACCGUGUGUUGCAUACUCCUUUAGUAUGGAUGAGGGAGAUGCAGACUUUCUAAAGACUGUGUCAAGGCUCGGAUGUGAAGUCCACAGUUUUGAUCCCAGCAACUCCAUUGCAUCUGGUGGUCACCUUGGCAACAGUUUGGUCAGUAACCAUGGCGAUGGAGGCGUGGUCAGCCAGCACAAGAUGUGGCUGGAGUGGCGAGCUCCAAGGAGGCGCAAGCAGGAAACGAGAGGCAACCAGGGGGGUGUUUCUCAAACACUGGCAGACAUCAUGGCUGCACUGGGACAUCACACAGUUCACUUCCUGUAUGCUGACCUGCUAAGUGCUGAGUGGCGAGUUUUCCAGAACUGGAUUGAGUCGGAAACUCUGCAGAGUGUCCAUCAUCUGGUUGCUACAGUGCAUCUGCAAUGGGCAGGAUUUGAGGUGGGCGGAACCAAUGACGAAGUGCUCCGCUAUUGGUUCAGUGUCCUACAGGGUCUCCAAGCUUCUGGACUCAAGCUGGUCCACAGCUCGGCAGGAGAGGGUCGCAGUGUCCUAAAACAGACAGUAGCAAAUGUUCACAGCUCCUACACACUCAGCUGGGCCAACACAAGGCGAUGACGCUGACACAUGAAUGAACACAGGUGUACACACAUGACCGGACAUUGUGGAUGGUCUCAUACAAGAAGAAGGUCAAACUUUAAAUUGUUGGUGGUGAUGCACUUUUCUUACAAUCAACUUUUUUCUGACAGUUCUCAACAUGAUGACAUCUCCCUCAAGUGGAGAUGAAAAUAUCUGCCUUUGUGUGACUCCACCCUCACUGGAAAUACUGUUUGUGUGUAGAUAAUAUGACUAAUUUGACCAAAUAUGGAGCAGAAGGUGGGCUUGCUGAUUUAACUGGGCAACAGUGCAACGAUAUAAUAGGGUUACAUAUUUUAUUUUGUUCACUUUGAACAUAAAAAACAUCAGAUACAUUAUGUGUUAAUUGCUUCAAUUGCUGGAUUGUCAUAACUAUUCCUAAUUACCAAACAGUUGUCAGGCAGGUACCUACACAUUUGUUUUAUAGAGAGAUUUUAUCAAUAUCAUAUCAAACAGUGUGACUUAUUUUUGCAUUAAUUUGAUCCAGCUGUUCUUUGAAUGAAGAUUCAACAGAUGAUGUAGAUUCAGAUAGAUAGAUUAUUUAUUGUAUUUGGGUACAUAUCUAUAGCCCUUAAAAUGCUUUUAUGUGCAAUAAUUCUUUAUAUUGAAGAGAAUCUUAAAUUAUAUUGAGACUAAUAAUACCUAGUGUGAAAUAUGCAGAGAAGAAAACAAUGAAACAAUGUUAUAAACAUGUAUUGAUAUCACAAUAAAAUACCAAAUAGA